Ceutorhynchus assimilis (cabbage seed weevil) is the source of this 1887-nucleotide messenger RNA. Lineage: Eukaryota; Metazoa; Arthropoda; Insecta; Coleoptera; Curculionidae. The record is from the annotation of a GenBank genome assembly.
AUGGUCAAUUAUUGCAACUUGUGCUACUUAGUAGUGAUCUUUUUACCAUUAUUAUCAGCUUUUAAUCUUACCGAGGAAUUUUAUUUAGAAACCUACCAAAUAUUAUCUGGCCUGGGAAACUAUGUUUUGCCUGUUAAUAAUGAUGAAUAUUUUCCCAUGGAAGAAACGGACGAAAAGACUAAUGCUACCAAUUGGAAUGGAAAUUUUGACUUUAUAAUCAUCGGAGGUGGAACCGCUGGAGGUGUAAUUGCCAACAGAUUGACAGAAGAAAAUAAUUACAAAGUUCUCAUCAUAGAAGCAGGUCAUCCAUAUCCAGACCCAGCAGCGGUACUAGGACUACACCCAUAUUUUAUUUUUACUAAAUACAACUGGGGGUAUAAUACUACUGAGCAGAAAAAUGCAUGUUUAGGUUCAAUCAACGAUCGAUGCAUGUGUCCCAGAGGUAAAGUCCUAGGUGGUACCAGUGUUAUAAAUGGCGGGAUAUAUUCUAGAGGAAGCGCGGGAGAUUUCAAUUUUUGGGAAGCAAUUGGUAAUGUUGGUUGGGGCUACGAUGAUGUUCUACCAUACUUCAAGAAAUCUGAAAAGUGUCAAAUUGAUAGAGAUUUAUUAGAUCAAGACUUUCAUGGAUUUGACGGGCUGCAGGCUACUGGAAUGGCAGAAGAUACACCAAUACUAACAGAAGCCAUACUUGAAGCUUUUAACGAAAUCGGAAUGCCAACACUAGACUAUAAUGGAGAAAGUUCCGUAGGUAUCAGUCGAAUGCAACUCUAUUUGGACAGAUCCUUUCGAACUGAUACUGCUUAUGCUUAUUUAAAAUCAAUUCUUGACCGCGUUAACUUACAUAUUAUAUAUCACGCCCUUGUUACGAAAAUACGUUUCGAUGGAAAUACUGCCAGAGGUGUAGAAUUUAUGAAAGAUGGAAUCCUUUACUUCGCUAGUGCUAAAAAAGAAGUGAUACUUUCAGCUGGUGCUAUUAAUUCACCACAGCUGCUUAUGUUAUCUGGUAUUGGACCAGCACAGGAAUUGCGUAAGCAUGGUAUCAAGUGUAUUAAGAACUCGCCGAACGUUGGAAGGAAUCUAAUGGACCACAUGAUUUUUCCUGGAUUGGCUUAUCAGAUAAAUUCAUCCUAUUACGAUAACGUUACUCUCGAAGAAUCUUUACAAUUAUGGACAGAGGGCAAAAGGCCGCUUAAUUCUGGGGCAGCUUCUGGAGGGGAAGUUAUAGGGUUCUUGAAGUUGAGUAAUGAUUCCUAUGAACGUCCAGAUUGUGAGAUAUUUGUUAUUGGACCUCCUUCUGUGGGCGGGCUUCUGGGAACAAUGUUGGGGUAUGAUGAUUUUUAUGCCCCCUUACUGGGAAGUCUUGACCCCUCUAAAACCAUCUUGGUUGGUGUUGUGGUGGCCCAUCCAUCAUCUAGAGGAACUGUUAAAUUAACAUCAAACGACCCUCGUGAUUAUCCUUCGAUCGAUACGAAUUUUUUUUCAACAUCGGACCUUCAAACAAUGAAUUCAUGUACACAGAAAGCUUUACAAGUAACUUCCACCCAAGGAUUUCAGAAAAUUGGUGCUCAAUUGAUUCCAAUGCCAAUACCAGAGUGUGAUGAUGUUUUUCAGCAAUAUUCUGAGGACUGGUGGCAUUGCGCUUUUAAGGUUCUUUCCGUUACUUUUUACCAUCACAGUGGAACGACGAGGAUGGGUAAAAGCAUCACAGAUUCGGUGGUCGACUCAAACCUGAAAGUCCAUGGAAUAGAAAAAUUCAGAGUAGUCGAUGCUGGCGUAAUACCCGAACUAAUUUGCGGCCAUACAAAUGCCGCUGUAGUUAUGAUUGCUGAGAAAAUUGCGGAUGAGAUCAAGAGGGAACAUAAAGCACCAUCUCCACGCUCCCAAUAA